Molecule: messenger RNA, 5824 nt
Organism: Xenopus laevis (African clawed frog)
Lineage: Eukaryota; Metazoa; Chordata; Amphibia; Anura; Pipidae
Gene: sall2.S
Product: spalt-like transcription factor 2 S homeolog
Exons: 3
Coding region: 365-3709 (1114 amino acids)
Biological process (GO): system development; animal gross anatomical part developmental process; regulation of transcription by RNA polymerase II
Cellular component (GO): nucleus
Molecular function (GO): DNA-binding transcription factor activity, RNA polymerase II-specific; RNA polymerase II cis-regulatory region sequence-specific DNA binding
Source: RefSeq, a predicted model, not a curated record
UUUUGGUAGCUGACCAACAGUGUUGUGCCUGAGAGUUUGGGGCAUGAGCUGGAGAUAAAGCAAACAGUGCAGAGAUUAAAGUAGCAAUAAGGAGAGACAAAGAAACGUAUAGGCUACAGGAGAUGGAGAGAGGGACAGAUAGAUAGAUAGAUAGAUAGAUAGAUAGAUAGAUAGAUAGAUAGAUAGAUGUGAGACUGAAUACAUUUAACAUUAGCCUGGUAUACGCUGCUUAAUGGAACUGAAGGAGGAAAGAGAAGGAACCGUAAACAAGUAGAUUUCAUCUCCAAUAGAAGAGAUCACAUUUUACCGUUGCUCUUUGGAAAACAAAAGUUCUCACCCAGGAAGACAAUUAGGAGUGGUGGAGAUGUCGCGCAGAAAGCAGAGAAAACCUCAGCAGCUCAUUUCUGACUGUGAAAACUCUACCUCUUCAGAGAAUGGAGAUACAGCUGGUGAAGAAGUUCAAGUCUGUAGGAAGUGUUGUGCUCAGUUUGAUGAACCCUCUGACUUUGCCAGACACAAAGAACAUUGCCCUUUUAGCAGCCAGGUUGUGGUGAUAGUUGAUAACCAAGAAGAACUUUUAAAGAAUCAACAGGCCAGUCUCAGUGAGGGAUUUAAUUCAACACCACAAAGCCCUGAGUGCCGAAUGUCUGCACACAAAACACUGGUGAGAGAACAACAUGACAGAGAACCAAGUACAGGCAUAAUUGGUGCAACAACACAAGAUCUGGGCAAGAAAGCAGUAGGCCUGUCUCACAGUUUCCUGUUUCCCAGUGGAAGUUUGAUCAUGGAUGGGCUGUCUGGACCAAAAUUUGGAUUUGCUCCAAUGAAUCAGGAAACUAUUGGUGGAGGACAGGCAGCUGCAGCUCCUAUAAACAUCCCUAUGAUACUGGAAGAGCUUAGAGUUCUGCAACAGAGACAGAUUCAUCAGAUGCAAAUAACAGAGCAAAUCUGUCAACAGGUGCUCAUGUUGGAAUCAAUCACUAUGCCCUCACUGAUUCAAAAUACAUCUCCAUUGGAAAGGAUCGUAGGAAAUAAGUCUCCAUCUGCCUUUAAUCCUCCAAAAAAAUCACAAUAUUUGGCAGAAUCAGCCAAAACAUUUUGUGUAGAUGAUGCCUCUAAGCAGGCUCUUCAUCAUCUCUAUAAUCCUAUGGGACACCCACUCAGUACCAAGACUACUGCAAAUGGGAAGGAAAAGUUGUUGAGUGGGUUCACUGACAAGCCUUCAUCAGGACAAAGUUCUCUUCCAAGCUCACCCCAGAAUCAGCUAUCACCCCAUGCAAUAUUCCCUCCUGGUUUACCUACUUUGCAGACUGGUUUAUUUUUAGGAACACGUGUACUGGAGACUGCCCCAAGCUUAUUAAAGCAAAAGAACAGUGAUUCUUUACAUGAAGAAAGCCAGCAAGAAAGAGCAUCAGGAAGGCACAAAUGUCGUUUUUGUGCAAAGGUCUUUGGUAGUGACAGUGCCCUCCAGAUUCACCUACGUUCUCAUACUGGAGAAAGACCAUAUAAAUGUAAUAUCUGUGGAAACCGUUUUACUACUAGGGGCAAUCUGAAGGUACAUUUUCACAGACAUCGAGAGAAGUACCCUCACAUCCAAAUGAACCCAAAUCCUGUGCCUGAACAUUUGGACUAUGUAUUGACCAGCACUGGUCUACCCUAUGGUAUGUCAGUGCCUCCAGAGAAAGCAGAUGAAGAGGUAAUAGAGAAAAAAACACUAAUACCGCCAGUGUUGGCAACAGACAGUUUAAGUCUUUUCUCUACUUCCAGUAUCCAAGGACUCCCAUCACUUAACAGAAUGGUACUGAUGAAAACUGGGGAUGGCUUGUCUGCAUUAAAAGGUCCCAGUGGCUCUCCUAAGACAAAGAUUGAUGAAAACACUCCUCCUGGAGAAAGGUCAAAUAUUGGAGGUACUGGUGUUAGUGGUAGAGUGCAGCUGAGCAAGCUGGUGACAUCUCUUCCAAGUUGGGCACUGCUAGCUAGCCAUUUUAAAUCUGGAGCAUUGCCAUUUCCUUAUACUGUUGAGCCUUUAGGCUACUCAGAGACUUCAAAACUUCAACAGCUUGUUGAAAAAAUUGAUAAGCAAGCUACUGUACCCAAUCAGUGUGUAAUUUGUCUCAGGGUGCUUAGCUGUCCCAGGGCAUUGAGGCUUCAUUACAAUCAACAUGGUGGGGAAAGACCCUUCAAGUGUAAGAUAUGUGGUCGAGCUUUUUCAACCAAGGGAAACUUAAAAGCCCACUUUGUAGGGCAUAAAUCCAACUUAUCUUCAAAACCUCAGAACUCUUGUCCAAUAUGCCAGAAGAAAUUCACAAAUGCGGUGACACUCCAACAACAUAUAAGAAUGCAUUUAGGGGGUCAGAUUCCUAAUGGGGAACUUACAGAAGUAGGAGAGAGAAAAACAGAAGGACAGCCUGCAAAACUUAAUGCAGAUUUUUCAGAUGAAGUCAGCACUGAUGUUGAUUCAUUAGAAGGCACUGAAUCAGAAAAUGAAAAGACAGCCCUAGUAGAUGCAGAAAUAUCCAGCUUAGACGAUGAUACAGCUGCAGGCUCAACAGACAAAAAAAAUAAUGAAAGUAGUAUCAUACCUUCUUUUGCCAACAUUAAUUCUAUACCAUCUUUAGCUAAAGACACAUCAUCCCCAGAACAAAGUUCAACCACUGAAACCAUUCCACUCCCAACAACAAAUGAACAAUUGAAUUCUGACAAAGAGGAUAAAAUGGAAACAGAGACAAGUUUGAGUCCACAAAACAUGAAUACAAAUGAUUUAGAAGAUGAUAACAACACAAGAAAAAAAGAAGAUCCAAAGGUGACCAACAUAUCAGAGGAAAGUCCACAAGAGAUAGAAGCCCACUUCUGCAACCUCUGUUCUCACAAAUUCUCAACUUAUGUGUUACUAGAGGACCAUGCAAAGUCACAUACCAAAGAUGGACUCUUCCACUGUCUUAUCUGCCAGCAGAGCUUCUUGGAGGUAUCCAUUCUGAAGAAACAUGUCCAGCAUGUACACCAGGUGAGCCAAAACUUCCCUCCUCAGCGGGUCAGCAGCCCCAAAUGCCCAGCUGGUGAUUCACCAACUCUAACCCAAACAUUUCUUCUGAGCUCUGUGAAGAGUGAAGUGGUAAGCCCAUCCCAGAAUUUGGCACUGGUUCAGUUUCCUCGGCUGCAGGUGCCUUCACAGGUCUCUCCUCCUUUGAGACGCAGCCCUAAGCAGCACCUGUGCAUAGUAUGUAAGAAGACAUUCUCUUCAUCCAGUGCUUUACAGAUUCAUGAGCGGAUACACACAGGAGAGAAGCCUUUUAUCUGCAAUAUGUGUGGAAGGGCGUUCACUACACGGGGCAAUUUAAAGGUCCAUAUGAGCACACAUGUGUGGAAUAACGCAUCAUCCAGAAGAGGAAGACGUCUUUCUUUGGAUAACAUUAGCCCUCUCCGGUCAGGAUCUCCAGUAAAGCUGCAGGAUUUCUUAGCUAAAGAUAUACCUGCCCAGCUGGUUGGUGUUAGCCCAAUUUCAUUUUGGAACCAAUAUACUGCAUAUCUUACUAGUGGUCCUCUCCCAACAAAUGGUGGAGCUGCAGCUGUCAUUUCAUCACCUACUUUGAUUGGCUUGAGGACAUCCAAAGUAGGAAAUAUUCCUGUUGGAGGGUUAUUGGAAAUCCAGGAACCAGCAGUAGGCACUGUUGAAGCUCUUCAUGAGAGUCCAAUUAAGGAAGAGAAGUAAAAUGUGCUGAACAAGAAACCACACCUAUAUAAUGUAAUAAUCUUGACACAUUUGACCAAUUCUCAUUGCUCUUAAUAACAAAUCUGGCAUGUGACAUUUUAUUAUUUUUUAAGUUGACAAUGUUUAAUGUGAAAAAGGUCUAAAAAAAGGGAAUACAAGAAAAGAUGCUGUUACCAUUAGCACCACACUGAUAUUGUAAAGCUGAGUUCUGCUGCAAUAACAGCUGUCUAAAGGAGUAAGUAUUUAAUAGGGAUCACAUUUGUGCUCAAUUUAGGACCACUUGAUCCCCCAGGGCGUGCUGCCAUUUGCACUGAGCGUCAGAAGAAAAAUCCAGCCCUCAGUUAAGAGUGCAGUGUCAGGAGGUGCAACCCUAUAUGAUGGGGGCCCUGUCAAAAAGGGAACACUAAGCCCUGCAGUGAUUUGUGAACACCUAGAUGCAGUGUGCAAAGUGCAAAAAAAAUAGCACCUUUUUGCCUUUUUUUGCACUUUGACACUGCAUCUGGGAUUGUAAAUGAGCAACGUCUAUGCAAUAUGUGUGGCAAAAUUAUUGCACUGACUGCUUCACAAAAACACCAUAGCCAUAGUAUAGUGGUAUACUGUACCUGCCACCACCAAACGUGUAAACAUGGUGGUGAUAUAAUAUUACCAUGAGGCUAUUUUUCAUCAAAAGGGACGGGACAUUUUUUUAUUACAAGUUAUUCUACAAGUAAAAUUAGAAAAUUGGUCUGGGGUCUCAUUACUUUCACUAAGGCACUGCAGUAUCUAAUUUAGCUUGACAAUUUUAUUCCUAACUGUGAAGCCACGUUCUCUACCCCCAGUACUACAGAUCUGUACACCAGGAGAAUAUGAGUUUUGCGGAAUUAUGCAAAAGGACUAUUGCCUAAACAGUCUACUAAUUUUUAAUGAAAAAUACGUUUGGAAAAUGCCAGUGUUAAAUACCUCUAAUUAUGAAAAUGUACCCACUUGAGCCACAUGAACUUAUUCCUUUGUGAGGAUCAUUAACUGCAAAUACAUUAAUGAAAAAACACAUGAAGGAAGACAAUGGAUUUUGGGAAGGAGCCAAUUGGCAAUAAACAGGAGUCACCCACAAUAUUCUUUAUUGUGAAAAAGACUAUUUUACAUAGAAAUUAACUUCAGUUUGUUAUGUACUGUGCUUCUCACAAUAGAAACGGAUUUCUUUAUGAAAUCUCAGAUUGUUUCAUUAUUGUUACUUUCAAAUCAGCCUUUUAAGUUGCCAUCUUUUCUGGAAAAAAAAUAACUGCCUUCCUAUAUUUUAUCUUUCUGCCCUCAAUGGUAUCAAUCAUUUUUACCUACCAGUCUGGUAAAAUACCUGCCUGUUAGGGUAAAGACAAAUGCUCAGAUUCAGGGAGAUUUAGUUGCCCAGUGAUAAAUUGCCUAUUCUUCGGGGUGACUAAUCUCCUCAAACUGCCUUCCGUCCGGCUAGAAUCUAAAUCGCCGGCGGGGUGGCACUCGGAGUUCUUCAUUAUCCAAAGUUGCUCGAAGUUUCCUCGUAAGGCAACUUCGGGCGACUUCAGAAAACGAAGCAAACAAUUGCCAUCCCGCCGACGAGUUACAUUCUAUCUGGCAGGAGGCAGUUCAGGAAGAUUAGCCGCCCCCUGAAAAAGAGUAGAUUUGUUGCUGGGCGACUAAUCUCCCUGAAUCUGAGCGUGUGUCUCUGGCCUUAGGGAGAAACCUGUUUUAAUGUUAUUUUCCAUGUUACUGUAAUAGCACACUGUUUCAUUUCUAUAGUUGUUCUCCCAUAUUAACAACCUUAUGCACUGUAUCACUUUCAUUUUUUUCCUUUCCUUCAGUUAUAAUUCAGUGUAUAUAGCAAUAGCAAUUUAGAUACCCAUGGAAAGCACAGUAUUCACCCACCAGGGACAGAAAAUUGUCUAACCUUGUAUGCAAUGUAAUAGGGAAACAUACCACCAAGUUCAUCCAAUUGAAACAAUUUAUUUCUUGGAAAACCACUCCACGAUUUAGCUUGCAAGGACCCUUUAUUAGUGGGUCAUGGUCCAGUAUAUUGGGCUGUGGUAGGAUAAAACAAAACCUUGAGACUGUAUCUUAUUGCUAAAAUAUCAUGUAUUUUAAUUGAAUAAAUGUGAGAUAAACCAA